UAAAAAUAAAAAACUCACUUUCACUUUAUCAGGCUCAGUGGGUGGUUCUUCACUUCCUAUUCCUAACAUCUCUACCAAUACUUCACACAACACACUCAUUGUGUUGUUGUUGUUGUUUUGGAGUAUAGUUGCAUUAUUCACUCAUUUUUCUUCCAUACAUACUCAAAAAAAAUGCGUUUCGUUCUUCUUCUUCUUCUUUUCUUUCGCUUCUUUUUCCACUACGUUCAUUCUGCACCCAUCUCAGAAUACCGUGCUCUUCUUUCUCUUCGCGAAGCAAUUACCGAUACUAACCCUCCCAUUCUCUCUUCAUGGAACCCCUCAACCACUCACUGUAUCUGGUUAGGUGUAACAUGCGACACACGCCGCCACGUCACCGCUCUUAACCUCACCGGACUUAAUCUCUCCGGCACACUUGCCGCCGAUAUCGCUCACCUCCCAUUUCUCUCGAAUCUCUCCCUCGCCGACAAUAAAUUCUCCGGUGAAAUCCCUCCGUCGCUAUCCGCCGUCUCCGGCCUUCGUCUAUUAAACCUCUCCAACAAUGUCUUCAACGGCACUUUCCCUUCCGAGCUUUCUCAACUUAAGAGCCUCGAAGUUCUCGACCUAUACAACAACAACAUGACCGGAACGCUUCCUCUCGCCGUCACAGAGCUUCCGAAUCUUCGUCAUUUGCAUCUCGGAGGCAACUACUUCACCGGCCAGAUCCCGCCAGAGUAUGGACUAUGGCAACACUUGGAGUACCUUGCUGUUUCCGGUAAUGAACUCGACGGAACCAUCCCGCCGGGAAUCGGAAACUUAACCAGUCUCCGGGAGCUUUACAUCGGAUACUACAAUACCUACGCCGGCGGCAUUCCGCCGGAGAUUGGAAACUUAACUGAACUUGUCCGUCUCGAUGCCGCUUACUGCGGAUUAUCUGGCGAGAUUCCGGCGGAGAUGGGAAAACUUCAAAAACUUGACACACUGUUUCUUCAAGUGAAUGCACUUUCAGGUUCUUUAACAUGGGAGCUUGGAAACUUGAAGAGUCUCAAAUCAAUGGAUUUGUCUAACAACAUGUUAACCGGUGAGAUUCCGACGAGUUUCAGUCAAUUGAAAAACCUCACGCUUCUUAACCUCUUCAGGAACAAACUUCACGGAGCCAUUCCGGAGUUCAUCGGAGAUAUGCCGGCGUUGGAAGUUGUGCAGUUAUGGGAAAACAACUUCACCGGGAACAUUCCGAUGGGUUUGGGAAGUAACGGAAAACUCACUCUUUUAGACCUUUCAUCAAACAAGUUAACUGGUACACUUCCACCUUAUUUGUGUUCUGGAAAUCGUCUUCAAACUUUGAUAACUCUUGGUAAUUUUCUGUUUGGUCCAAUUCCUGAAUCUCUUGGAAGUUGCGAAUCAUUGAAUCGAAUUCGUAUGGGUGAUAAUUUUCUGAAUGGUUCAAUUCCUAAAGGUCUUUUUGGACUUCCAAAACUCACUCAAGUUGAGCUUCAAGAUAAUUAUCUCUCUGGAAAUUUUCCUGAGACUCAUUCAGUUUCUGUUAAUCUUGGUCAGAUUACUCUUUCCAACAAUCAACUUUCUGGAGUUUUACCUCCUUCUAUAGGUAACUUCACCAGCAUGCAGAAGUUUCUUCUUGAUGGAAACAUGUUCACAGGAAAGAUUCCAUCUCAGAUUGGAAGGUUGCAACAGCUUUCAAAUAUUGAUUUUAGUCACAACAAGUUUUCAGGUCCUAUUGCAUCUGAGAUCAGUCAAUGCAAGCUCUUAACUUUUGUUGAUCUUAGUCGUAAUGAGUUAUCUGGGGUUAUCCCAAAUGAGAUUACUGGUAUGAGGAUAUUGAAUUACUUGAAUCUUUCUAGAAAUCAUCUAGUUGGUAGUAUUCCUAUUUCUAUAUCCUCAAUGCAAAGCUUAACCUCUGUUGAUUUUUCAUAUAAUAAUCUAUCUGGUUUGGUUCCUGGUACUGGUCAAUUUAGCUACUUUAACUACACGUCUUUCUUAGGAAACCCUGAUCUUUGUGGCCCUUAUUUGGGUUCUUGUAAAGAUGGGGUUGCCAAUGGUGCUAACCAACCUCAUCAUGUUAAGGGUCUUUCUUCUUCCUUGAAGCUACUACUUGUUAUUGGGUUGCUUGCAUGCUCCAUUGUAUUUGCUAUUGCUGCAAUAUUCAAGGCUAGGUCUUUGAAGAAGGCUAGCGAGGCUCGUGCGUGGAAAUUGACUACUUUUCAACGUUUGGACUUCACUGUUGAUGAUGUUUUGGAUUGCUUGAAGGAGGAUAACAUCAUAGGAAAAGGAGGUGCUGGCAUUGUUUACAAAGGUGCAAUGCCGAACGGGGAACUUGUUGCUGUUAAGAGGCUUCCUGUUAUGAGUAGAGGCUCUUCUCAUGAUCAUGGAUUCAAUGCUGAGAUUCAGACAUUGGGGAGAAUCAGACAUAGGCACAUUGUUAGGUUGUUGGGUUUCUGUUCAAAUCAUGAGACUAAUCUUUUGGUUUAUGAAUACAUGCCUAAUGGAAGUUUGGGUGAAGUUCUUCAUGGAAAGAAAGGGGGUCAUUUAUAUUGGGAUACUAGGUAUAAAAUUGCUGUGGAGGCUGCGAAGGGACUUUGCUAUUUACACCAUGAUUGUUCCCCGCUUAUUGUUCACCGAGAUGUGAAAUCAAACAACAUCCUUCUCGAUUCUAGUUAUGAAGCACAUGUUGCUGAUUUUGGACUUGCCAAGUUCCUGCAAGAUUCUGGAACAUCUGAAUGCAUGUCUGCUAUUGCUGGUUCAUAUGGAUACAUAGCUCCAGAGUAUGCUUAUACAUUGAAAGUCGAUGAGAAAAGUGAUGUGUACAGCUUUGGUGUUGUUCUUCUAGAGCUUAUAACUGGAAGGAAACCAGUAGGAGAAUUCGGCGAUGGUGUGGACAUUGUGCAAUGGGUGAGAAAAAUGACAGACUCCAACAAAGAAGGAGUUCUAAAAGUUCUUGAUCCUAGACUUUCCUCAGUUCCUCUUCAUGAAGUCACACAUGUUUUCUACGUAGCAAUUCUGUGUGUUGAAGAACAGGCAGUAGAAAGGCCGACUAUGCGCGAAGUUGUUCAAAUUCUGACAGAGCUUCCAAUGCCUCCUGAGUCUAAACAAGGGGACUCAACAAUUACAGAAUCAUCUUUGUCAAAUGCUUCAGAGUCUCUAACUGCAGCCUCUAAAGAUAAUCAACAUCCUCCUCCAUCACCGCCUCCCGAUCUCUUAAGCAUUUGAAGUGCUGUGUUGUUUAUGUUUGGGGUGUUUUCAACUUAAUUGCCUUUGUUUGUGAUAGCUUAUGCAUUUUUCUUUUUUAUUUGGGGUUGGGAUUUCUAACUUUAAGUUUAAUGUUUGGAUUUUUCAAAAGGGUUUUGUACAGCUGGAUUGGUUNNAGGGAAAGGGGGUGUAUUUUUUCUUAUAAAGUCGUUAUCUACAUCUAGCAGUGCUUUUAAUUAUUGUAUUACGGAUGUGGAUGUUGUUGUUCUGAGGCUGCAGAGGGGAGCAAGAUAAACAUCAAGGGUAGUCUUGGUUUCCAAGGGGAUCAAAAUGACAGGUAGAGUGAAAGGGACACACAAUGGCACACACAAAUGGCGUUGGUUACCAAACAGUAAUAGGUAUAUGGUUGUUAUAAUGUGUGUGAUGAAAACUAAGUGGAUAGGCGCUGAACUGAAUGAGCUGUGAUCACUGAUCAGUGUCUCUGUCUAGAGGCUUUUACCAAGUCAGGAUCUUUUAAUUUUUUCUUUUUGGUAUCAAAAUAAAAUGAGACUUUAUGCCUUUAUAGCGUUUAGAAGCAUACUUUUUUUGUAAAUAAAUAAAGGGGGGAACGAAGAAAUUGAAUCAUGUCCUUAAAAUUUUAAUGUAAUAUAACUUUCAGAAAGUGAUAGGAGAGAGGUAUACACGUGACGCUUGUAACAAAAUAUUUCACAUUGUUGUACGAUAAAGUUUUUAA
This is a messenger RNA of Cicer arietinum (chickpea), 3913 nucleotides long. RefSeq lists its product as uncharacterized. Gene Ontology annotation, molecular function: receptor serine/threonine kinase binding; ATP binding; protein kinase activity. NCBI's taxonomy places the organism in Eukaryota, Viridiplantae, Streptophyta, Magnoliopsida, Fabales, Fabaceae. The record is from RefSeq and is a predicted model, not a curated record. Gene Ontology annotation, biological process: protein phosphorylation.